Myotis brandtii (Brandt's bat) is the source of this 2630-nucleotide messenger RNA. RefSeq names its product lymphotoxin alpha (gene LTA). Gene Ontology annotation, biological process: immune response. The transcript is spliced from 6 exons. Gene Ontology annotation, molecular function: tumor necrosis factor receptor binding. Gene Ontology annotation, cellular component: membrane. The record is from RefSeq and is a predicted model, not a curated record. The coding region runs from base 1714 to 2319 and encodes 201 amino acids. NCBI's taxonomy places the organism in Eukaryota, Metazoa, Chordata, Mammalia, Chiroptera, Vespertilionidae.
GGAGCACCAGUGGAGGCAGAAGCUGCUGGGAGAGCUGGAGGACGAGUGGCAGGAGGCCACCGGGCGGCUGGAAGAGCGGCGGUCUCUGUCCACCAGCCCCUGCCACCAGGGAGGCAGAGAGACACCAGGAAGAAGGACGGACCCGGAGAAAGCUGGGCACAGAGCAAAGGAAAGGGGCAGGAGCCCGGGGGAGCCGACGGCGACCCAAGACAGUGAGGUUAAAAGAGCAGAACCCGAGAUGCAGACCAUGACACUUAAAGGUGCAUCUGUGACCACUGCUCUUCCUCCAUCCCACCUGCUCAGCCACCAGGCCUGUAGGUUUUGCCUAGAAACUCUCCUCCUUUCUCCUGCUGCGGCCUCCGUAGAAAUCAGGCUCCUGUCACCCGCUUGCUGGGUCAUUGCGAACCCUCCUGACUGGUCUGCACACUCUGGUUUCCCCUCCAGCCCUCCAGCUCCCGCACCCCAAUCCACUUCCAAGUAGCUGCCAGACUCGUCUUUCUAACUACCAAUCUGGGCGGGUCCUGCUCACCUAGCAGUUUGGGUGGCUCAUCACAAUCACAGUGGAAUGCAGACCUUUCCGUGGUCUCAGACCCCAGGAUAGCUCUCAGCUACAUGCCACCUCCUUCCCCUGCCGCCGGCACCCAGUCGCACCGCUCAGCACACGCCCUGCCGUCUGCACACAUGGUUCCCUCUGUCUGAACUCCUCCUCACCAUCUUCUCUGCCUCGAUGCCUAGUGCCUGAAGCCCACUCCCCAAGCGCCAUGCUUUUCUGCGGGCUGCCGUGAGCGCCCCGUCAUGGAUCUGUCACACCUACUGUCAUGUCCCAGUUACUUCCCUGUCUCCCACUCUGGAUUUUGAGGUCCCGAAGGUCAGGAGCCUGUCUUUUGCAUCUGUAUUCUCAAGGUCUUGUGCAAGAUGCUCAGUAAAUGUUAGUGGAACAGAGAAAACACUAAGUAUAUGGGAUGAGAACAAAAAGAAAUAAUAGAUAAGACUGUGCGGCAGGAAAGGCAGCGCUGCAGGCUGCGGCGGGAGCGGAAAGCACCCUGUGCACACCCUGGAGGUCACUGAGCUCAGGACCCCGCCCCGGGGCUCAGUGCCAGGGGAGAGGGCCCGGCGCCCGGCGCCCAGGGAGGAGGCUGCGCCUCCAUCACCCACCCUCAGCACCAGCCCCUCCAAAACUCUCCGAACGGAAGCCUACGACAUUAGUGAGAGUGAGAUUGUGUUCAGUCUCAUGAAACAUGAAUAAAAUCAUCUUUAGAAACCUCGCUUUUUUAAAAAUCUGCAGCUUACAAGCUAAGUGAAAACUGGCUCAUGUUCAAGAAUGUUCAAUGUUUUUCAUGCUGGCCAAUUCCAGGAACAGCCCAAAGGCCCCUCAGCAGGAGAAUGGAUAAAUCAAUUGGAGUCUGUUCACACAACAGACAUCUCCUCACAGCCGUCCUGACGCUCUCGUACGCAGCGGUGCCGGAAGAAGCCACACACAAAUGAGCGCGCUCCGUGUGGUUUCAUUUACCUGCCGUUCACAAGCAGGAAGAACUAAUCGAUGAACCCAGCCGUCCGCGCAGCCUGCGGUUCUCUGGGGCCUCAGCCUUCCUGCCUUCGGCUGAAAGGCAGCACCUCUGAGCCCUGGGGGCUUCCCCGGCCCAGCCGGCCUAGAACCGCCUGCCGCUGCCGCUUCCUCUAUAAAGGGCCCCCCGGGCGCACAGCAGGUCUCCCAUGCCACCACCGGGACAUCUCUCCCUGCGGAGGGGGCGUGGCGCCCCCCUCCUCCUCCUGGGGCUGCUGCUGGCCCUGCCACCUGCCGCCCAGGGGCUCCCCGAUGCUGGCCUCUCAGCUGCACAGACUGCCCAUCAGCACCCCCAGAAGCACUUCGCACAAGGCACCCUCAAACCUGCCGCUCACCUUGUUGGAGACCCCAGCGCCCGGCACGCGCUGCGCUGGAGAGCGAGCACGGACCGCGCCUUCCUCCGCCACGGCUUCACGCUGCGCAACAACUCGCUGCUGGUCCCCGCCAGCGGCCUCUACUUCAUCUACUCCCAGGUGGUCUUCUCGGGGCAGGGCUGCUGCCCCGCGGCCAGCCCCGCCCCCAUCUACCUGGCGCACGAGGUGCAGCUCUUCUCCGCCCAGUACCGCUCCCACGUGUCCCUCCUCAGCGCUCAGAAGUCCGUGAGCCCCGGGCCGCAGGGGCCCUGGGUGCGCUCGGUGUACCAGGGCGCCGUGUUCCUGCUCACCCGGGGCGACCAGCUCUCCACCAGCACCGACGGCAUCGACCACCUGCUCCUCGGGCCCAGUACUGUCUUCUUUGGAGCUUUCGCGCUGUAGAAAAUUCCAGAAAGAAAACAAAUUGGUUUCCAGGCCUUCUCCCCAUCUUGCCUCCACCCUGACCAUCUCAAAGGUCACCUUGCCUGUGACCAUUCCAGCAGUCUCAGGUCUCCCUGCUCAUGUCACCUGGAGCUUCAAAGAAGGCGCCCUGGGCACCCAGGGUCCCCUCCCCAGCCGCCCAGAUCCCACUGCGCUCCGGGCGCCUGGACGCUCCCACCCAGAGCUCUGCUCUGUGCUGCCCGGCCUCGCGGACAGGGAGGGCGGGACAGGGAGGGGAGCAGGCACGUGGGGAGCAGGUGGCUGUCUGGAGG